AUGACUAAACGGGCGCGACGCCACGUACCUUGUGCAACGAUGAAUGUUGCUGUGCAGUCGGAUGAGGUCGUGAGUGUGACACUGCACAAGCGUGUCCCUCACAUUCUGCAUCUCUAUGUCCUGCCGUUUCUCUUUUUGUACCCAUUGCUUGCGUAUGCGUACUAUUUCAAGUACGACGAAUGGAUUCGCUCCGAGGAGUGGUCUUUCGUGUUUAGCGUCGCGCUCGUGAGUAUCAAUGCGCUCACUUUUCUUGUCACGCGCUGGAGCAUCCAUGCACGCACGCGGAUCACAGCGUCGAACGUGCAGAGUAUUGAGUUGGCCGAUAUCGUGCGUGUCCUUCCGCACCCACACAAAGGCGACGGCGAGAUCGUGGCGCUGGAGUGUGUGAGGCGCGAAGGCGAGCAGCCCGAGUACUCAUUUGUGUACCAGGCGGACAAGUACGUUCUCGCGUACCCCGACUCCAAAGCGCCCGUCACGGCCAUCACUGCGUCCCCAGACAUUCGCGUUCCUACCUUCCGCCGCCUCUUGUACCCAGCCGACGUCCAGCCGCCCAUGGGCCACUUUAUGAGCAGCAAAGGGCUCAGUAGAGAGGGUGUGGUUGCCGCACGCAAGAUGUACGGCGACAAUGUGCUCGAGAUUCCCGUGCCGCGCUUUUUCGAUCUGUUUGCCGAGCAUGCCGUCGCGCCGUUUUUCGUCUUUCAGAUAUUCUGCGUAGGCCUGUGGAUGCUCGACGAGUAUUGGUACUCCUCCCUUUUUUCUCUCUUUGCUCUGGUUGCGUUUGAGUGCACGGUUGUGUUCCAGCGCCAGCGCACGCUCAACGAAUUUCGCACCAUGUCUAUCCAGCCGUACACUGUGCAGGUGUAUCGCGACGGAACGUGGCAGGAGACGAACACGUCGAAUCUGCUGCCGGGCGACCUGAUGAGUGUCACACGCACCAAGCAGGACUCUGCCCUCCCAUGCGACGUCCUCCUCUUGUCUGGCAGCGCGAUUGUGAACGAAGCGAUGCUCUCGGGUGAGAGCACGCCCCUCUUGAAAGAAUGCGUGGCACAGCGCGAUGCCAACGACACGCUGGAUGACAAGAGCGCCGAUCGGCUGCACUGCCUAUUUGGCGGCACCAAAGCGCUGCAAGUCUCCGCGGGCGAUGGCAUCCAAGGCGUCGCUUCUCCGCCGGACCACGGUGCGCUUGCCGUGGUGCUCCGCACUGGCUUUGGCACUACCCAAGGCCGCCUUAUCCGUCUUAUGGUUUUUACCAAUGAAAACCGUGUCACCGCCAACAACUGGGAGAGUUUCGUUUUUAUCGCUUUUCUGCUCGUGUUUGCCGUCGCGGCGAGUGCGUAUGUGUGGGUGAAUGGGGUAAAGAUGGAGCGUCCCAAAGGCAAGCUCCUCCUUGACUGUGUCCUGAUCAUCACCUCUGUCGUCCCGCCCGAGCUGCCCAUGGAGCUGUCCAUGGCGGUGAACGCAUCGCUUGUUGCGCUUGGAAAACACGCCAUCUUCUGCACCGAGCCGUUCCGCAUUCCGUUUGCAGGGCGCGUUGACGUGUGCUGCUUUGACAAGACAGGCACCAUUACCGGGGAGGAUCUCCAGGUCCAAGGCGUGGUCGGCGGCGAGCUCAAAAACCCCGACGCCGCCAUUCCCGACACGCUCGAAGUUGCGUCGCACGCCUCGCCCAACACAGUCCUUGCCAUUGCUUCCGCCCACGCCCUCGUCAUUGUCGACGCGGACAUCGUCGGUGAUCCCAUGGAGCGCCGCGCGGUCGAAGCGAUUGGCUGGACGGUAGAGAAAGGCGACAAGGUGGUUCCGGGCGAACAUGCGCCGCUUCCUUCGAGCAGCGCCGUCCAUAUCCGCCUCCGUUUCCACUUUUCCUCUGCGCUGAAACGCAUGUCGGCGGUGAGCGAAGUGAAGCUGGGCAGCUCGAAGAAAUUCAUGUUUGGAAGCGUCAAAGGCGCACCCGAAACGCUGAAACCCAUGUUUACUUCUUUGCCGCCCAACUACGACGCAAUGUACCGCCAAUACACGCGCCGUGGUAGUCGUGUGAUUGCGCUUGGGUACAAGCACCUGCCGAACCUGACUCCAGACGCGCUCCGCAACCUCAAGCGCGAAGACGUCGAGUCAUCGCUCAUUUUUGCCGGCUUCCUCGUCCUUCACUGCCCGCUUAAACCCGACGCCGUCGACUCGCUCCGCCAGCUCAACGACUCUGCCCACCGCUGUGUGAUGAUCACCGGCGACAAUGCCUUGACGGCGGUGCAUGUCGCGGAAGAAGUCGACAUUGUCGUGCGCGAUGCCGUCAUUCUGGACAAGCGCGAAGGAGGCGACAAGCACGAUCUUGUGUGGCGCCGCACCGACGACGAGAUUAUUCGCGACCAAGUGCUCGACGCGCCAUUGCACCGCCACCUGUUUGACGAGUUUGACGUGUGCAUUACCGGCCCUGCUCUGCGUUUGUACGAAGACAAGCCAGAAGCGCUCGCGGAGCUCAUCCAGAACGCCUCUGUCUACGCACGCGUGUCGCCCAGCCAAAAAGAGCUUAUUCUGAGCGUGCUCAAGCGCCACAACUACAUCACGCUCAUGGCCGGCGACGGUACCAACGACGUGGGCGCACUCAAGAUGGCCAAUAUCGGUAUCGCGCUUCUCGACGGCACUGUGGAAGACUUGAAAAAGAUUGCGAUGCACCAGAACAACGAGCGGCAGAAGAAGCUGUACGAGGCGCAGCUCGGCCUUUCGGCGCGCUUCGGCCAGCCGCCGCCGCCCGUGCCUGCUGCGCUGAAGGGAGCCUAUCCGCAGCUCGAAGAGGCGCGCGCCAAGGCGCUGCAGGAAAUGACGGCGCGCCGCGCAACAAACCCCAUGGCGCGUUUCGACCUCUCCACCAUCACGUCGUCGAUGAGCAGCCUCGAGGAAGAGGAAGACGGCCCACCGCAGAUUCGUUUGGGCGAUGCGAGUGUCGCUGCGCCGUUUACGAGCAAGCUCUCCAGUGUCGGUUCGAUUUGCGCCAUUAUCCGCCAAGGUCGGUGCACGCUGGUGGCCACCAUCCAAAUGUACAAGAUUCUCGCGCUCAACUGCCUCAUCCAGGCGUACGCACUGAGUGUCUUGUACCUGGAUGGGAUCAAGAUGGGCGAUAAGCAAAUGACGGUGAGCGGCGUGCUUGUCUCGGCCUGCUUUUACUGCAUCAGCCGCGGCAGGCCCAUCGACCGACUCGCGCCGGAGCGGCCUGUGAGCAACAUUAUCAACGUCUACGUCUUUGGCUCCAUUCUUACCCAGACGGCGCUGCACAUUGCCACCAUGCUUUUUAUCCAGCGUCUCACGCUCCGCUACGAGGCGCCCGGCGAUAUUGAUUUGGAGGCUACCUUCACGCCGACGCUGCUCAACACCGGUGUCUUUUUGCUCAGUCUCUCGCAGACCAUGUCGACCUUUACGGUAAACUAUAUCGGGCGUCCAUGGCGCGAGAGCAUUUCGGAAAACAAGGUGCUGUACUAUGGGCUUUUGGGUACCUGCGCGAUUGCCUACCUCGGCGUCUUGGAAGUCGUGCCGGAGCUCAACGAGUGGCUCGCGCUAAGCAAGCUGCCAUUUGAGUACCAGCUCUACCUCGUUGGAACGAUGCUACUGGACAUUGGAGGCUCCUACAUCGCAGAGCUGUUUUGGAAGCAGUUUGCCGACGUCGAGCCCAAGCACAUGGUCCGUGUCGGCCAGCAGCACCGCGCCGCAAAGCUGCGCAGGCUCGGUGGAGUGCCUGCAGACAAAAAAGAAGCGUAG
Molecule: messenger RNA, 3744 nt
Organism: Malassezia vespertilionis
Lineage: Eukaryota; Fungi; Basidiomycota; Malasseziomycetes; Malasseziales; Malasseziaceae
Gene: SPF1
Product: putative cation-transporting ATPase 1
Exons: 2
Coding region: 1-3744 (1247 amino acids)
Biological process (GO): intracellular calcium ion homeostasis
Cellular component (GO): endoplasmic reticulum membrane
Molecular function (GO): ATP hydrolysis activity; ATP binding; P-type ion transporter activity
Source: RefSeq, a predicted model, not a curated record